AUGCAGUCCUCCACCCCCGGCGGCGUGCGGCUCUUCAUCGGGGAUGACAGCGACAGCGAUGACUCCCUUUCGUACGGCCGUGCCCCGGCGCCGGGUGGUGGCAGUGGCAGUGGCCCGGCAUCCGGCGCGGUCGGGGCAUCCUCCUCGGCCGCGGGCGGGAUCCCGCCCUCUGAUGCGGUGACGGCGCGGUACUCGCCGCCCGGCCAGCGUCACGCCCACUCCUCGCACCAUUCGCUGGCCCCGUCGGGCGGCCAGCAUCUGGCCGGCACCGGCGGCGGCGGCGGCGGCGGCUUCCAUGCGGGCCGUGGCCCCGGCAGCACGUCGGCCUCAUCGACGUCGCUCAGCUCGCUCGGCCUGGCGGCCGGGGGCUCCGGGCGCACGCACAGCUCCUCGGAUCUCGUGGCCGCAUAUGGCGGGGCAUCUGCCAGCGGGUUCUUCCAGUCGGACCCGAAGGCCCUCCGGUCGCUGCACAGCCAGAUGGCCAUGCGGUCGGCCGGGGCCGGAUCGGUCGCCGGGCCCGAUGGCCGGCGGUAUGACCCGGCACGCGGCCUGGGCGCCAGCUCCCGGGCCCAGGACGACGACGACAUCAUCACCGACGAUGAUGAUGAUGAUGACGAUGAGCAUGACGACGGGGCCCGGGGCCGCGGCAUCGUCGGGGUAGAUCCCGGCUCCGGGGUGCCCCUGUCCGACCAUGGGGGCGUGCUCGAGGAUGCCGGCGGCCUGGAUCUCCCGGGGCGCGGUGGGCCCGGCGGGCCCGGCGCCGGGCAUGGGCUCAUGCGCGUGUCGUCCCUCUCCUCGGCCAUGGGGUCAUUGGCGAUGGGCCCCGCUGCUGGUGGGCCCGGGGGCGGCGGCGCCGGCGGCCCGGCCCUCAUGCUGGACACCGACUCGACCGGCGCGCGUGGUCGCCAUCGGCCACAUGCGAUGCACCUCCAGCAGCACCAUUCGCACAUGCAGCAUCUCCAGCAGCAGCAGCAGCAGCAACAACACUUCUCGGGCCAGCGGCAGCGGCCGGCUCAUGCGCAUUAUCACCACUUGAUGCAGUCCCCCGGGACACACAAUCGCCCAAGCAAUGCCAGCUUCGGCAGUGACGUCGACAUCGAGGCCCUGGACGACUCGGACUCGGUCCUCUCUCCGACCUCGACCACAUCACCCUUGGCCAAUGGCAGCGUGGCCGUUGCUGGCAUCCCUCCGGCCGGACGCGCGGACGCGGCCCUCGCACGGCCCCCCUCGCAGGCCGACCUUCUGGCGGCGGCCACCGCGGCCAGCCUGCCCUCCUCGGGGGGAGGCGCGUCGGAGGUGGCCCCGGAUCGCGGGGCCGCUGGCGGUGCCUUCCACCACGAUCCCCACAGCGGCCGGCUGGAUGACACCCUGGCCGAGGGCCCGAGCGAUGGGGACGAUGGGGAUGAUGAUGAUGGCGACAUCGAUGUGGGAUCCGAUGAUGGGACUUCCUCGGGGUUGCGGCCGCCGCCCGGGCCGAUUGACGUGGGCUUCGACCUGUCGCUGAUGGUGGACGGGCAUUUGCCGCUGCACCGGCGGCGGUCGCACCAUUCCGAGGGGCAGAUCUCGCCGUUGCCCGCCGGGGCCAUGGUGGACCUGCGUGCGGCGUUGGGCCCGGUGUCGGCGGCCGGCCAGUCGCCCGGCGGGCCGCACACGCCGGCCGGCCUGCUGUCGACGGCGGUGUCCCCGGUGCCGGGGCCUGCUGGGCCGGCCGCUUCGAGCACCUUCUUCAUCGGGGACGAUGAUGAUGGGUAUGACCAUGCGGCCGAUUCGCAAAGUGACCACCCCUUCGACGUGGGGGGAGACCGGGCCGGCAUGGCCGAGGGCCAGCAGGAGGCCGAGGAGGCUGCCAUUGCCGGCGGGCUCGCCAGCGACGGGUCGACCACCUUCCAGCCGCCCCCACCGCCGCCCCCGGCGCCGGAUGAGAAGCUGGCCGCGGCCGAGGAGGCCGUGACCCAGGAACGCGCGCGGGUGGCCCGGCAUGCGGUGCGCCAGGGGCGCUGGUGGAUCCGGGCCAUGUCGGAGCUUCCGCGCGGGGGCAAUGCCCCCUUGCGGCGGUAUGUGGCCGAGGCGCUGUUCGACUCCGGGAGCUGGGGCUGCCCGAAGAGCACCAUGCACCGGGCGGUGUCGGUGCCGGACUUCCACCCGGGGACCGGGGUGCCGGUGCCGGUGACCGGGUCGGUGCACUUCCCUCGUACGAGCAGCAUCCGGCCGGCAUCGACCGCGGCGGCGGCCAUCCUCGGGCUGUCGGCCGGGGGUGGCCCGGUGCGGGCUCAAACCGCCCGUCCCAAGCGCGCCCUCCAGCGGGCGGUGGAUGACACCCGCGAGGGGGCCAUCCGCCAGUUGCGCGCGGCGGCGGCGGAGAUGCGCGCGGCGGCGGCGGAGAUGCGCGCGGCGGCGGCUGCGGCGGCGGCCCGGCGCCUUGCCACCACGGCCGGCAGUGGGGGCGGCGCCUUCGCCGGCGGCGAUGCCGAGUCCGGGAGUCGACCCCAUGCAGCCGAGGCGGCCGCCUCGCCGCCGGUCCAUGCGUCGCCGGAUCCGGUCGUCGGCGCGGAGGGUGGUGCUUUGGUGCCGGCGCGGGCACCCGGAGCCGGGGGCAUUUCGCCCUCCGGCGACAAGGCCCAUGGUGCUGCGGUGGCGACUCCUCCCCUGGCGGGGACAGUGCCGUCGGGCCCGGCGCCCGAGCAUCCCUCUUCCCAGGCAUCGCAGCAGGCAUCGCAGCAGGCAUCGCAGCAGGCAUCGCAGCAGCCACGCACGGGCGGCUCGCCGUAUUUGGGCCCCGGGUCGCCGGUGUCGGCGCCGGUGCUGGCGCCAACGGCCACCGUGGUCCGGUCAUUCUUGACGGCCGAGGCCAGUGCCCCGGCCCAGGCAUCCGGUCCCUCGGUUCAGACGGCGGCCGGCCAGGCAUCGGCGGCCGAGCCGCCUGCCCAGCAGCCGGAAGCCCCGCCCAAGCUGGCGGGCAUCUACCACCCCCCGGGGUCGCAGCCGCAGCCGCAGCCGCAGCAAUCCGGCAGCGGCGGCGUGGGCACCAGCGGCCGGCAUUUCUCUCACGGGUCGACGACCUCGCCACUGCACCAGUCGGUGGUGACAAUGUCCUCGCCGGAGGGCGGGGCUCUGCACGCGCGGGGCAAUGCCAAUGCCAUCACCUCGAUUUCGUACUCGCCGCCGCCGCAAACCGGCGGGUCGACUUCCUCGCCGUCCUCCUUGUUGAAUUCCUCGUUCAGCUCCUUCAUGCGGUAUUUCCACUCGUCGGGCAGCUCCAGCAGCACGGCCGGGGCCAACGCCGCCGCCGCCGCCGCCUCCUCCGGAUCGGGGUCUGGCGGCCAUGCGCACAAGCCGUAUGGCAGCCAGAGUGCGGCGUCGAGCGUGACCGGGUCGCCGAAUCCCACGGCCCCCGGCAGUGGCGCCGGAUCGCCCGGGAUCACAUCGCUGUCGGCCGGGCCGAGUGCGCAUGGUUCGCCGAAUGCCGGGCGGCUGGCCGCCGGGGCAGCCGGCGGCCCGGAGCACCUGGGCGGCGGGCAGUUCCCCCGGUCGGGUCGGUCGAAUUCCACCAACACAUUGACCUAUUCGGAUGGGUCGCCGAUGCCGAGCGCCUCGAGCUCGGACCUGCUUGCCUCGCUGGCGGCGGGACUGGGGUUUUCCUCGAUCUCGGUGUCCUCGACGCCCUCCUCCCCGGCGACCGGCGGGCCGGCGACCGGUGGAGGGGCUGCCGGGCACCAUCCUCAUCAUCAUCAUGGGCAUGCGCCGCAUCUGCAGGUGCCGGCGGCGGGUGCCGGCGGCGGCGGCGGCGGCGGUGGCCGUCACCAGCGCUCGGUGUCCGCUUCGCAGGCUCACCACUUCCCGUCGUCCGUGGGCCCCCCGGGGUCGGCCUCCUCGCCGCUGGAGGGGGCCGAGCAGACGGCGGCCAAUGCGGCGCGCGACUCGCCGGAGGGCUUCUUCUCCGGGUCCGGGUCGAUGUCGCGCCUGGGCAGCGGCAUUUCCCACGCCAAGACCAUGCUCUCGCUGUCGACCCUGGGCGGUGGCGGGGGCGGCGGCGGCGGCGGCAGCAGCGCCGGGCCGGCGGGUGGCAUGUCGCCCGGGGCUGGCCCUGGACCUGGGACUGGGGCUGGAUCUUCCUCGUCGGGUGGUGGGUCCUCGCGGCUGAUCCAGCCGCCGGGCGGCUGGUUCGGCACCGGGUCCCACAGCUCGGCGGCCAUCGACCGGCAGCAAUUCCAGCGGUCGUAUGAGCAUGUGUACUUGCCGCGGUCGCGGCCGGCGGCUCCGGCGGCGGCGGCCAGCGGGCGCCAGCCUACCAUGCCGUCGGCCGCGUCGAACUUGGACAUCGCCGGGAGCGGGGCCGGCGGGGCGCCGGGCUCCGGCCCGGUGGGCGGCCCCGUGCCCGGGAGCACCUCGCUCACCCGUGUGGUCAGCUCGCCGGCCCUGACCGGGCCGAAGACCACCGGGCUGGAGGACUUCAGCAUCAUCCGGCUGCUGGGCAAGGGCGAUGUGGGCCGGGUGUUCCUGGUCCAGCGGACCGGCACGCGGCGCUUCUUCGCCAUGAAGGUCCUGGAAAAGCGGGACAUGCUGCGCCGUGGUCGUAUUAACCGCGUCUUGACAGAGCGGGAUAUCCUCCGGUCGGCCAACCACCCGUUCAUUGUGCCGCUGUACCACUGCUUCCAAAGCAAGGAGUACAUCUACUUUGUGAUGGAGUACUGCGCGGGCGGGGAGUUCUUCCGGACACUGCAGCGCCAGCCCGGGCGCCGGAUCAGCGAGAUGGCCGCGCGGUUCUACACGGCCGAGGUGGUCCUGGCACUGGAGUACAUCCACAUGCUGGGGUUCGUCUACCGAGACCUGAAGCCGGAGAAUCUGCUCCUCCACUCCUCCGGGCACAUCAUGCUGGCGGAUUUCGACCUGAGCAAGAAGGCCAGCGGCGGGGGCGGUGUAUCGGUCGUGCGCAGCGGUGUCAUGCAGCGCGUGUCCGACGUCUCGACCCAGGCCGUGGUGGACUCCUUCCGGACGCACUCCUUCGUCGGCACCGAGGAGUACAUCGCGCCGGAGCUGAUCCUCUCCCGGGGGCAUGCGGUCCCGGUGGACUGGUGGACCCUGGGCAUUCUCGUUUAUGAGAUGAUUUACGGCCGGACCCCCUUCAAGGGGCCGGACCGGCGGGCCACCUUCUCCAAUAUCCUGACCGCGCCGCUGCUCUUCCCGGAUGACCUGACGGCACAGGCCAAUGCGGCGGCCGGGGCGACGGGAUUGGCCGCCGUGGCGGCCGCCAGUCCUGGCGCCCACCCGGCCGGUGUCCAGCUCAUUCCCCAUGCCCGGUGGGACGGGGACCCGAUCUCGCAAACAUGCAAGUCCUUCAUCCGGCGGUUGCUCUGCCGGGAGGAGCGCCGGCGCCUGGGCAGCGAGGCCGGCGCGGCGGAGGUCAAGCGUGACCCGUGGUUCUUCGGGGUCAAGUUCGCCCUCCUGCGGCAUAUGCAGCCGCCGAUUGUGCCGCGUGUGCCGGAGGACGUCCUGGCCGGGACGCUGGUGGCUCCGCAUCCGGCGGCCGUGGCCGCCGGCCGGCCCCCGGGCCCGGCGCCGGUUGUGAGCACCGGCGCCGGGGGCGGACCCGGUGGCGUCCCGUCGGGCAGUGGCCCCGGCGCCGGCCGGCCUGGGGGCGGCCCCCCGGGCUCCGGCGGCCAGCCACACCACCAUCAUCACCACAUGUCGGCGCAGGCGCAAGCCCAACAGGCCCAGCAGGCCCAGCAGCACGGCCACCGGUCGGCCGGUGGCGAUGACUUCAUCCGCCGGGUCAUGAGCGAGCGCACCCUCAGCCGCAUGCAGAUGGACGAGAAUGAUCCCUUCUUCGGCUUUGAGAGCGAGAUCUUCCACUCGGAUUGACGGCCCUCCGCGGGGGGUUCCUCCUUCCUGGCCUCCGGGCGAGAGGCCGGGAGCCGCUCUCUCCCUCCUCCUCCUCCUCCUGCUGCUGUUGUGCCAUACCCACCGGGUGCCUUCCACCCCCCGCGCAAGUAAGCAGGAGCUCGUUUCGGCCUCUCUGGAGGGCAUGAGAGCGGUAGGCGGACAGCGAUGUGGCGGGCCAUGAUGGCGACCAUGGCGUCGCCCCGCCCGCCUCGGACACACAACCACCCGCUUCCCGAAGAGACCCGCGCAGGUGUGUGCUCGCUCGCUCGCUCCCUCUUCCCCCUUUGGUGAAUUCCCCCCUGGGGGGCGGAGCCGGACAUCGUAUCAGGACUUUUUAGAUGGGCGCACCCGCGUCCUCCCCCAAUCCCUCCUCUUGGCCUCGCCUUGCGCUCUCGUGCGCGCCACGCACCGCCUCUCCCCGUCCUUCCUCCUUCACAGCAACAAAGGGGCCAGCUCCGCGGCCCUGGCCCGCACUCGCGCGCGCAGAUGUCGCGGGGCAUCCCCUUCACCUCCCUCCCUAUAUUCCCUCGUCUUCCUCCUCCUCCUCCUUCCGAGAAGCACCCAUAGAGCAUCCUCCAACCCCGAAACAGUGGGAGCGAGAGAGAGAGGGAGAGAGCCAGGGAGACUGUCAGAGCGCGUGUGCGUGGGCGAGCGCGAGAGAGCGGGCCAGCCUGUGUGCAUGCACCCGGGCGCGAGCGCAAGAAGAGCAUGCCCUCUCCCCUCCCGACGAGCAUCCCUCUCGGGCGGGUGUGUUUCGCGCACACACACACACACACAAUCGAGACACAUCCUGCCAUCUUCCCUCCCCGGGGACCGGACGGCCGGCACGCCGUGCCCUGGUUCCCCCUGUAUCAUACCCAACUGCCAAUGCUCUCACCCAAUACAUGGUCCUUGUUCCC
Messenger RNA from Fonticula alba, 6779 nucleotides. RefSeq names its product AGC/RSK/RSK-UNCLASSIFIED protein kinase. Gene Ontology annotation, molecular function: protein serine/threonine kinase activity; ATP binding. The coding region runs from base 1 to 5859 and encodes 1952 amino acids. The record is from RefSeq and is a predicted model, not a curated record. NCBI's taxonomy places the organism in Eukaryota, Rotosphaerida, Fonticulaceae. Gene Ontology annotation, biological process: protein phosphorylation. The transcript is spliced from 6 exons. Gene Ontology annotation, cellular component: cytoplasm; nucleus; plasma membrane.